UUCAGCUUUUGUGCAGGCCCGGUUCCACGGCCACCUCGGGCCGCCACCUGGUCCAACCCACAUCGACUGCCCUAGGCCCCAUCGUCAUCUCAAGAGGGCCUUGGCUGGGCAGCAUGAGGUGCCGGAAUGCUGCGAGGGGAAAAGAGCCUGAGCAGUGCCGAAGUUGUCGAUUGGCGUGUGAGGUGAGCCUUGCUUCGCCCAUCUGCUCGGCCUCAAUGGUUUACUUUGGUGGCCUCUUUCUUUGCUCCUCGCCUGCUGGCACCACCUCCAUCAUCCGACAAAAGAGCUGCGGGUGCUUUGUGCCAGAGCCCUCCAACCCCAUGAUGAAUCCACCACCCAUCCAUCCACUUCACUUCCCCCCUGUUAGCUCUCUCCGACUCGCUUCUUCUGUACCAGAGGUGUUAGCGCUGCGAGACGACGACGGAGAGGGGUGAAUGCAGAAGUUCAGAGGGUAGAGCAAAAGGUGGGAAAAGCAUAAUUGCGGCGCCAGCUCCUCGUUGCAAGCCUCUUGCGGACGCCAUCGUCGGCCGUCGUCAAGCUUCUCCAUGUUGUGAGACGACUUCUGCAAUUACAUGCUUCCCCUCUCUUGGUCUCUUUGGAACAUCUCCACUUCUCCCAG
Molecule: messenger RNA, 619 nt
Organism: Trichoderma harzianum CBS 226.95
Lineage: Eukaryota; Fungi; Ascomycota; Sordariomycetes; Hypocreales; Hypocreaceae
Exons: 1
Coding region: 114-434 (106 amino acids)
Source: RefSeq, a predicted model, not a curated record